AUGUGUAAUCCUCCGCAAAUCGAAGAAUCAAACACAAUACUGGUUCGGAGCAACUGCAUCUUCCCGGGUCUUGGUGUAUCCGAGAUCUCGUACCCGUCAGCCUUGGGAAGAUGGAGCUCAUUAGCCUUAGUCGGAGAGGAAACAACGUGGGAGAUUUUAAAGAAUACAUUGGUAGAGUCAGCUGAAGAAACGCUGCCAAAGAAGAAGAAGGAUAAGAAGCAGAAGUGGAUGACGGAUGAGAUACUAUCAAUGAUGAGCAGCAGACAAAAGAUCAAGAAUAGAGAAAGUAAUGAAUGUAAAGAUUUAGAUAAGAGAAUCAAAGAGAAGUGCACAGAAGCUAAGGAGAACUGGUUAAAUAGAAAAUGUGUCGAGAUCGAACGAAAUUUGAAUUCAGGGAACGACCCCAAUGUGUACAAAAAGAUAAAUGAAAUAUCAAACAGAAAAACAGGCUGCUCAAAUUCCGGGUGUAUCAGAGCAAAAGAUGGGACUAUGCUUGUAGAGAAAGCUGAAAUCUUUGGUAGAUGGACGGAAUACAUAUCUGAAUUAUUCGAUGAUGUAAGAAUAUAUCUACCACGGUUCACAGAAUCGGUGGAUGGUCCAAAGAUCCUCCCCUCAGAUAUUAGGGAAGCUUUAAGGAUGAAAAGAAACAAAGCAGCUGGUCCAGAUGGGAUAGUAAUGGAAAUGAUUGAACUACUUGGCGAUUAUGGUGUUGAAAAACUGACAGAAGUAGUAAAUAAAAUCUAUGAUGAUGGAGUCUUUCCCGAUGAGUUGAGUAAAUCAAUUUUCAUUGCACUUCCUAAAAAGCCUGGAGCCGUGGAAUGUGAGCUUCACAGAACGAUCAGUCUAAUGAGCCAUGUCACAAAGAUUAUACUCCGAGUUCUGCUUCUGAGAGUGAGAAAUAGGAUAUCACCUGAAAUUGGAAAGAUGCAGUUUGGUUUCGUCAAAGAUGCAGGUACCAGAUAUGCUGUCUUUGCUCUAACUAAUUUGUUGGAAAGAGCCGUAGAUAUGCAAAAGAAGGUUUUCUUGCGUUUUAUUGACUACACCAAGGCAUUCGAUAAAGUCAGGCACAUCUUGUUCGAGGACCUAUGCAGGAUGGAUUUACACUCCAAGGACUUGAGAUUAUUACAAAAUUUAUCGUUAGAGCAAGAGAGGGGGUUGAAAUUGGGUGGGCAUAACACUACUAACAUACGUUACGCGGACGAUACGGUACUCUUAGCAGAAUCGGAAGAGGAUCUACAAAGGCUCCUAGAUAUGGUCGUGAGAGAAAGUGAAAUCAGGGGGAUAACGAACGAAGAGGUUUUUCGUAGGGCGGGGGUGAACAGAAAGCUCAUAUGCGAUUUAAGAGGCAGGCAGAUGAGGUUUUUGGGGCAUGUGAUGCGUAAGGACGAUAUAGAAAGCCUUGCUUUAACUGGAAAGAUAGAGGGGAAAAGGAGCAGGGGUAGAAGGAGAUUUACGUGGAUGAGUAGUCUUAGGAGUUGGUUAACAGAGAAAGGUGUUCAGUAUCCUGAAGUACGGUUACUGCAGAUGACAAAAGACAGAGAAGCGUGGCAUGCCAUGAUCGCCAACGUCUUAGGAUAUGGCACCUAA
Molecule: messenger RNA, 1587 nt
Organism: Penaeus indicus
Lineage: Eukaryota; Metazoa; Arthropoda; Malacostraca; Decapoda; Penaeidae
Exons: 4
Coding region: 1-1587 (528 amino acids)
Source: RefSeq, a predicted model, not a curated record